AUGGACGAAGAACACCUGAAUCUUAUUAAUACAUUGAACACAGAGCAGCGGUCAGGGUUUGAUGAAAUAAUGGAUCACGUUAUCAACUUUAAGAGCCAGGUAUUCUUUGUUAACGGUCCAGGUGGCACGGGAAAGACAUAUUUGUACAAGGCAUUGCUUGCAAAGGUUCGUUCGAUGGGUCUGAUAGCCAUUGCAACUGCAACAUCUGGUAUUGCAGCGUCCAUCAUGCCUGGUGGUCGCACCGCCCACUCCAGGUUCAAGAUCCCCAUAAAGCUUUCUGACAACAACAUGUGUAAUUUCACCAAGCAGAGCGGUACUGCUGAGUUGCUUCGCAGGUCACACUUGAUAAUCUGGGAUGAAGUUGCCAUGACCAAACGUCAAGCUGUUGAAACACUUGAUAGGUCUCUCCAGGAUAUAAUGGGAUGCUCGCAGCUCUUUGGCGGAAAGGUCAUGGUAUUUGGAGGAGACUUUAGGCAGGUCCUUCCAGUGGUGACACGUGGUACGAGGGCACAGAUCACUGAUGCUACACUACAAAGGUCUUAUAUAUGGGAGAAGAUACAUCUCCAGAACAAUUCUACGUCAGCGGACUACAUGAGCGCACAUGCUAUCCUCUCAACUAAGAAUGAGCAUGUAGAUGAGCUUAAUGCAAUAAUGAUCAAUAGGUUUCCAGGCAAGGAGACGGUAUACUACAGCUUUGAUUCCGUCGAUGAUGACUCACGAAACAACUAUCCGAUUGACUUUCUGAACUCAAUGACACCAAAUGGAUUGCCGCCACAUUUGCUUAAACUCAAAAGCAAUUGUCCAGUUAUUUUGCUUCGGAAUCUUGAUCCUCACAACGGUCUAUGCAACGGAACAAGGCUAAUGGUUAGAGACUACCAACGUAAUACCAUUGAUGCAGAGAUUGUUGGCGGCCAACAUGCUGAAAAGAGAGUGUUCAUUCCUAGGAUCCCUUUGUCCCCCUCAGAGGACAUUUCACUUCCUUUCAGAUUCAAGAGGAAACAAUUUCCAAUCCGCCUUAGCUUUGCAAUGAUUAUAAACAAAGCUCAAGGACAAACCAUUCCUAAUGUUGGUAUUUAUCUACCUGAGCCUGUGUUUUCUCAUAGACAACUGUAUGUUGCAUUAUCGAGGGGUGUAUCAUAG
Phragmites australis (common reed) is the source of this 1140-nucleotide messenger RNA. RefSeq lists its product as uncharacterized. Gene Ontology annotation, biological process: telomere maintenance; DNA repair. Lineage: Eukaryota; Viridiplantae; Streptophyta; Magnoliopsida; Poales; Poaceae. The transcript has 2 exons. Gene Ontology annotation, molecular function: DNA helicase activity. The record is from RefSeq and is a predicted model, not a curated record. The coding region runs from base 1 to 1140 and encodes 379 amino acids.